Messenger RNA from Fulvia fulva, 312 nucleotides. RefSeq lists its product as uncharacterized. Gene Ontology annotation, molecular function: transferase activity, transferring alkyl or aryl (other than methyl) groups. Bases 1 to 312 code for a protein of 103 amino acids. Gene Ontology annotation, biological process: alkaloid metabolic process. Lineage: Eukaryota; Fungi; Ascomycota; Dothideomycetes; Mycosphaerellales; Mycosphaerellaceae. The record is from RefSeq and is a predicted model, not a curated record. The transcript is spliced from 2 exons.
AUGAGCUCACCGAUCCACGGAGAGAGCGUGAGAUCUCAGCUCCACGAAAUCGACGAAGAGAUCAAUCGGCAUCCCGAAGAUGUGGAAGAAGAUGCCCGCUACUUGGCUAUCGACCUUGUGACGCCGCAGAAAGUCAGGGUCAAGAUCUAUAUUCGAGUUCCCGGCCACACCUUCGGAGAUGCUUGGACGCAGUAUGCCGCUGUCGUGUCUAGAUGCCUCGCACCGGGCGGGUGGGUUGAGAUGCAUGAUUUCAGUACAUUUGAGCUCUUCUACAUUGGUCACGACGAGGCUGCCCCGGCUGCUGAGAACUGA